This is a messenger RNA of Patella vulgata (common limpet), 1903 nucleotides long. Its product is annotated as barH-like 1 homeobox protein. Bases 497 to 1444 code for a protein of 315 amino acids. The record is from RefSeq and is a predicted model, not a curated record. Gene Ontology annotation, molecular function: DNA-binding transcription factor activity, RNA polymerase II-specific; DNA binding. Lineage: Eukaryota; Metazoa; Mollusca; Gastropoda; Patellidae. The transcript has 3 exons. Gene Ontology annotation, biological process: regulation of DNA-templated transcription.
AGGGGAGAUGGAUUUCACAUCCACUUCGCGACUAUUAAAAACACAUGACAUAGCAUAGACGAGUAGACUGUACAAAAGGCGAACGACAUACCUGUCAACUUCGCCAUUCUGCCCGAAUUGACCGUUUAAUCCGCUUGUCGCUUUUAAAACGACUUGUAAUCUAUAUUGAACGGACACAGCAGGCGAGUGUUACCUCUAUUCCAAAACUCACCAGGGCCUUGAAGCGAGAAGUGGUGAUAGGGGUCUGUUCCCUUUCAUAAGUGCAUUAGCAACAAAAGACGUCGGGGUGCAUGAAGGUACAAAACGGGAGUCGAGAACCACGAGAAAGUCGAUGAAGCAAGGAAGAUCCGGACCACAUACUGCUACAUAUUAAAGGACUGAUUAACUUGUAUGUGUAAAUUAAUAAGUGGGAUCUUAAUGGAAAAUUGCAUGUAAUGUACUGAAGUCAUUCGGUAUUUUAUGAAGUCUUUAUAAAGAGGUCUAAAUCUGAAUAACUAUGGAUACAGUUGAACGAAAACGACCUCGAUCUCCUGCAAACAAUUCACCGACACCGUCAUCAGAUAGCGAGGAUGAAAGAAACGAGAAAGUUUUAGAAAGAGAAAACGAGUGUAAGGAGAGAUUACAAUCCCCUCCGGAGAGAGACAUGUCACCAAAACCUGUGAAAUCAGGAGAAAAUAGCCCAGUUAUAGACUUAAGCAAACCGAUCGCAAGUGUUAGACCAGGGCCAAAACCUUCUUUUCUUAUAACAGACAUUCUUAGUUCUACACAUACAAAUAGAAGCCGAAUAUUACCACAUUUCGGUGAUUACGAAAGACAUGAUAGUUACCCAAAAGCCCCUAGAUCUCUCCACAUAUCUGACAGAUCAGCGUUUGUACGGGAAAGAUUCGCCCUUAAUUCACCAGAUAAAGAUGGCAGUGAUUUAGAUCAAAGUGAUGACGAGGAUGGCAAGAUGAGAGGGGAUGGUGAUACCCCAUUGCUACUCAAGGGUAAAAAACCCAGAAAGGCAAGAACAGCAUUUACAGAUCAUCAGCUCAGUUCUCUGGAAAAGACAUUUGAAAGACAGAAAUAUCUGAGUGUUCAAGAUCGAAUGGAAUUGGCGGCAAAAUUAAACCUGACAGACACCCAAGUUAAGACUUGGUAUCAAAAUAGAAGAACCAAAUGGAAGAGACAGACGGCUGUUGGUUUAGAAUUGUUAGCAGAGGCGGGAAAUUAUGCAGCUGUACAACGCAUGCUUCAGCAAAACCCAUACUGGUUCAAUUAUCACCCUCAAGCUGCAAGUAUUCUAUCCAAUGUGGACGCUUUCUACCUCCGCAAUGGCGAAAACUCGUUUGCGCAGGUCCAGCGACCUCUUUUGCCCCGGAUGUUUAUCCACGGACUUCAACAGCACGUGAAUUCACUUCCGGCCACGACCGGAUCUUCUAUAUUUAGUGAACCAAGAAACUGAAGGUCUUGUUUUUGUUUACUUUUAUAAUGGCCCAACUGUGACAGUAUAUUAUAUACUUUAAUUUAUUUCAGAUUUUAAAAAUCAGUGCUUAAUUAAAAGGAGAGUAAAUACAAUGACUUGAUAUAUCGGUGUGUUAUUACUGAAAGAUUUGCAAGGAUUUUUAAUACGAAACUAUGGCUUUGUUGAACUCUUAAAAUCCUUACAACUUUAUUUAACGUGAACAAUUUUGCACUGCAAGUGACUGGUGUAAUAUAAUUUUAAUACGCACUAUAUUAAGUGGGUAUAUUUUGUGGAUUCUUUUUCACGAACUUUAUUAAGAAGACAUUCUUUUUAUAUGGAGACUCUAUUUCACCAAUAUAAGUAUAAAUAUUACCAUAUGUGUUUUUGUCUUAAAGUGUUUUAAGUUAUUUUAUCAAAUUAUCGCUUUUUUUUUAAAUUACGAAUAAUAAAAAUUUACAU